Penicillium brevicompactum is the source of this 846-nucleotide messenger RNA. RefSeq names its product aldo/keto reductase family protein. NCBI's taxonomy places the organism in Eukaryota, Fungi, Ascomycota, Eurotiomycetes, Eurotiales, Aspergillaceae. Gene Ontology annotation, molecular function: oxidoreductase activity. Bases 1 to 846 code for a protein of 281 amino acids. The transcript is spliced from 2 exons. The record is from RefSeq and is a predicted model, not a curated record.
AUGUCUCUCAAGAUCACCGACACCCUCCCUCUCCCCAACUCGAGUGUGCGCAUUCCGCGCCUCGGUUUCGGCGUCUACCGCUCCCCGACCAACCAAUGCGUGCAGUCAUGUCUCAAGGCAUUGGAAGCGGGCUACCGACACAUCGACACAGCGCAGUUCUACGCCAACGAAGCGGAAGUCGGCGAGGCGCUGCGCACCUCCGGUGUGCCCCGGGAAGAGGUCUUCGUCACGACUAAGAUCCUCAGCCCCGCAGCUUCCCUCGAAGCUACCUACGAUAAAUUGCUCGCUUCGGUGCACAAGAUCAGUGGCGAAGAUGGAUAUGUCGACUUGUUUUUAAUUCACUCUUCCAGCUCGGGAUCCGCGGGUCGCAAACUUUUGUGGCAGGCGCUUGAGAAGUUGCAUGCGGAAGGCAAGGCGAAGAGCAUUGGUGUCAGUAACUUUGGCGUGGGACAUAUUGAGGAGCUGCGCUCAUUUGCGCAAGUUUUCCCACCUCAUGUGAAUCAGAUCGAGCUCCACCCGUGGUGCCAACAGCGCGUGGUUGCUGAAUACUGCCAGCGCAAUGGCAUUGUCGUCGAAGCAUACUCCCCUAUUGUACGAAACUACAAAGCGAAUGACCCCGUUCUGGUGGAUAUUGCGAAGAAGAAUAGCCACACGACCCAGCAGGUUUUGAUUCGUUAUGCGCUGCAGAAGGGUUGGGUGCCCCUGCCCAAGACCGAUAACCCAGAGCGCAUUGCCGCCAACGCAAAUGUGUUCGACUUCGAACUCAGUGAAGAAGAUAUGCUCGUGUUGGAUUCCCUGGACCAGGGAAGCAACGGUGCUAUUGUCGAGGCCGUUGAUAACGCAUGA